Molecule: messenger RNA, 3359 nt
Organism: Sapajus apella (tufted capuchin)
Lineage: Eukaryota; Metazoa; Chordata; Mammalia; Primates; Cebidae
Product: carbonic anhydrase 15-like
Exons: 3
Coding region: 2463-2906 (147 amino acids)
Source: RefSeq, a predicted model, not a curated record
CAGAAUGCCCCUUUUGCAAGGCCUGCUGCGACCCCAAUCUCACCAGAGUCCUGGGGCUGUGCUUGCUGAGCCUUGUGCUCCAGGGGUCCUCCUUCCCCAGGACCACCUUGCCACGUUUGCGGAGACCAGUGCCCUCUGACCUGCCUUGUGGAGGUGGGGUUUGAUACUGUGCGUUGUCUCAAUGUUUUAAUGUUUUCCUUUCAUUAAGGGUUUUUAGUUUGGGUUUAAUUUUGGUUGGGUUGGCACUAACUCUUAAGAUGCUGUGAGAACCAUUUCAUCAAAUGCCAAAUAAACUUGUGUUCCGGAAGAGGCGUGGUCCUUGGUGUGACCCCCACAGCUACCACAGGCUGAGGGGAAGUGGCAGCACCCACCUUUCAACAGAAUGCUCCCAGGGUUUGCAGCCCUUGCAGGUAUCCCACAAAUCCCCCAAGGACCAGGCAGAGCUGAGCCUGGAGCCCCAGGUGUGUGCAGAGAGCAGCAGCCCUGCCUGCAGCUGUCCUAUAGCACACUUCCUUGCCUGGGGCAUUGGUUGCUGCUUUGGCAGGUUUUGCUGACUUGACACAGGAUCCACAUAAAAGCUUGACACCAUCUGAGAGCCACCAUGGGAUGGGGUGCCAGGGCAGGGCUUGGAACUUGGCCAUCAGCCCCAUCUCCUCUAAGCUCCCCUUACUAUCCAGGUGGCUGGAAACAGCCCUUGCCCGCAGUCCAAGCCACCUAGGGUUCCAAAGUAGUCUAGGUCCUCUGGGGCUUCACGCCUGUCCGGCAAGGGCAUCUCUAGGUUUCAGAGGGUAGGGGGUCCAGGAAGUGUAAUUGCAUGCCCCGCCCUGGGGCAUUCCAGGUAUGUAUGUUGGAGGAAGUCUUGUGACUGGAUACAAGAGGGGUCAGGGUUAGGAAAGGAGCUGGUAAGUCCCUUGGCGGGGAUGGGAGCCUCAAGGAGGCAGCCCCUUUUUUUUUUUAAAUCCCAUCUGCUGGGCCAGGAGUGGAAUGGGGGUGUUGAGUCCUGGGCACACAGGUCACCAUCAGCAUCCUGGACAGAGCCCCAAGCCCUGCCUCUGGGUAGAGGCCACCUUCCAUCCCCCAAGUGGGAAGGGCCCUGCCCUCUGGAAAUUUUGGAAAGAGGCUCAAGGUGCAAAGCAGUCCCCUCUGACCUGCAGAGCUCUGUCUUGGCCUGGAUCCGCAGAGGGGCCCAGGUAGGAGGGAGGCUGUGGUCUUGGGAUGGGGUGGAGGUUCCAGGCCCACAGUGGGGCAAGAGACGUCCUCCACCUUCCUCCCAUCCUUGCCCGAAAGUCAUGGGCGCUGGGGUCAAAGGUGCCCUCACUGUUUGAACUUUCUUGCUGGUGGCUUUGGCGUGUCAUUACAGUCCCCAGCCUGUUUCCUUGACUAUAAAUAGAGAUAAUAGGUCACUCCUCCCCUGCAGGAUUAACCUCAGCAAUUGUUGCUGACACUCAGCACAGCCCCGGGACCAGUGUGCAUCUGGGUGAGUUUGCAGCACUCGAUCUCUUCUCGGUGGCCCCGCCUGGGCACCGCCCCACCCACCCUCUCGAUGGCCACACCCCUAGCCCACCUAGAUAAUGAGUAAAUAUGUAGCAGCCUGGCUCCGCGGUCUAGCCGUUUUCUAGUCCUUCAGAGCUGCUCUGCCACUGCACCACACAGGCCCCUGGCAACGUGCUCGCCUUUCUAGUGCUGCAGUAUGAGACUGCGCAUCAGGACUCUGUCUGUUUGGUCUCCAAUCUACCCUCUUUUGCCACGCUCCACCACCCCUUAGGUCUUGCCACUGAGGGUGGAUAGGGACUGGGGGGAGAAAAUACUAGGGUAGGGGUGACGGGGCCUCCACAGGCCUAAGCCCCUGGCCCUACUUCAUUCUUGGACCCCAGCUGACGGGAUGGGGCUUGGAGAGGGCCCAGAUGACUGGCCUCUCAGCUCAGUCCCCUGCCUCCUGUCUCCGUCGGUGCCUGGUGCUACGACUUACAGGACCCAAAGUGUGGUGAGGACAGAAUGUCAUGUGAGGCUGUGUCCUGGCACCACCAGAGCAUAUGCCAGUGGUGCAAGAGUGGCCAAGAGAGAGUCUGCAGGCUGCACUCUGUGGUCUGCAGGUUUCUGUCUGCAGUCCUCUGCCCCAGUGACUGAGCAUCAAGUGCAUGACUGUCCCCCUGUGUGUGAGUCUGGGUCUGCUGUGAUCACCAGUCUUGAGUCAGUCAAGACUGGUGUGCCUGUUGCUGUGGCCAGGUCAAGCGUGUGCGUGUGAUAGAGGUCCUCAUGUGGGUGUGCAACUGUGUGCCGGAGACCCUGCAGACUAGGUGGCUAGGUCAGAUGCAGGGUGCGAGAGAAGGGCACUGUGACCUGUUCAGGUUGCAGGGGAAGCAGAGAGUGGUUUCCUGAGGCUGGGCUAUUCUCUGGGUAUAUGGGGGGCCACCCGCUGCUGCACCCCCAGACUGCCUUUCUGACCCCUACCCACCCCAGAGAUGGCAGUCCUUGUUCCCACAGUCCCCACCCACUGGAAGAAGCUGGCCCCUGCCUGUUGGGGCCCAGGCCAGUCCCCCAUCAACACUGACCUUCACAGGGUCCGGUGGAUCUCUACCCUAGGGCCCUUCAUCUUCCGAGGCGACGACUCAGCACCUCUAGGCCCUUGGACCCCAGAGAAUGACAGCCAUACAGGGCUACUCCAAAUGGACACUGAUCCUCAGAACCACCUGGAGAUUCAGGGGCCUGGGCUGCUGUUGCCUGCCUACUUCACACUGCUGCUGCACUUCCACUGCGGGGGCCUGAGUGCAUGGAGACCCUGGCUCCUCACUGAGAUCUUGAAAGGAAAAGACCCUGCAUGCAGUCACCCCGGAGGAAUGGGAGUCCUGGCUGUUCCUCUGGAGGCUGACCCAGCCCUGAUCCCGACCCAAGGCCCAAAGGCCUAAAGGCCCAGCUCUAAGGUUCCAAGGGGCUACACCCCGUUCUCCAGCCAGACUCAGUCUCCAGCAAGGACCCCGGCUGCCAUCCACACUCCCCAGACACACGUACCUCACCCUCUGCCCAUCCCGCUCCCACCCGCUCUUGCCAGUACCAGAACCCUAGCUGGCGGCACCCGGGGACCCUUUUGGCUCAGAGCCACGCUCCACAAAGGGAAACGAGCUGCUCACUUGCCCCGUCCUGGACUCCCAGAGCCCUUCCAGCCAGCGGCGACGCCUUCCGCACCUUGCCUAGGCCGCCCUCUGUGCUGUCGCCCUCAGUCUCCGCCACCUUUCGGGGCCCCAGGCGGCACCAGCAUCUUCUUGUGGUUCUUCCGGGCCGGGGCUCUGUGCGCUCCGCUGUCUGCUGGGCCGUCCGGGGCGUCGUCGGUGGGCCUGGAGGUGGCGAUCAGGGCGCUCACC